AUGAAUACCUUAAAGGAACAGAGGGUCACGGGGCGUCUUGGAGUGGAUGAACCCUCGCCUGUCAAGAGCUCUCCACCGGUAUUGAGUCCGCGUUCACCGGCUGCAGAGUCGAGGUAUUCGAGGAUUGGCUCGAGACGGCUGGCGGGCCUAAGGACCCUUUUUCGGUCCAGGAAGUCGCAGCAUUUUCGUCUGGAUUCGGAGGGUUCGGGCAUAUCGGGGACGGGGACGGGGACGGGGAAGCAGGGAAGAGGUGGGGAGGGUGCUUGUGUUUCUGGGGUUGAUGUUGGGACUGGGGCUGGCCUUGAUACUGGCACUGGCACUCCCCAGCGUGUGGGCCUUCAGACGCUUGCUCAACGCAGCGGCUACUUGAAUGACGAUAUCGAGGCGAGAAAGAUCAGUGACAAGACUGUGCAUUCACUCAAUUCGGACCUCACCAGUGUGACUGUCUGCCAUAAUCCGUCGAAACACAUGUCGAUGCCAAUCGCUCUCGCCGAACAGGGGGGUCUCUAUCACAAUCGGUACAGCGAUAUCCAGGAAGGGUCCCAUUCCACCCUGCGCUCGAGUCUAGUCCUAGACAACGGGAGGACCACCCGUGCUGCACGUCAGCCAAGUUCCGAUUGCAGUGGCGCGAGCGCGCCGUCCACGUACCCCUUCAGGGCUGCCGAGAAGCCAGACAAUCCCUUUGCUCGGGCCCACUCCAGCGAGUCGGGGGGAUCGUCAAGGAGAAGUUCGGACAUAUCUGCCGCUCUGGACGACGGUCUUCUGCUAGCGCAAGGGGAUCGGCGCGCGGCUGCUAUAGCGUUCAAUGAGCUGGCCAGUAGAUUGCAUCUGGAACGGGUUGAGCUGGUCGAGACUCAGUGUGAUCAUGGGGGAAGCGGCUGGGGUCAUCCUUCAGCUGAGCGAUCUCAUGAUAGUCGGCAUUCAUAUACAGCCACCGCAGAUCGCCUCGCAAGGCGUCGAGAUAGGUUCUACGGCCGGAUACGAACGAUGCGGUCGACAUUGCAGCUGGGAUCGUCGCCAGAUGCACCCCGCAAACGAACCUUGCGUCGGAUGAGGAGCUUUGCCAGCAUGUCGCGCCGAUCCUACGAGAUGACUUCAUUGAAGGGCAAGCCCCUGGAUCAUCUGGCUCGGCUGGGGGGACACAAUUUGCUGGCCCUGCCAGCGGACUUUGCUCCUACGAAGCUGAGGCUGCCCGUUUGCUUUGUAGCGACCAUCACCUAUCUGGGAUGCUUUGCUCCCACCGUGCGAAAUGUGUUUGUCGAUUCCGGCAAUCCCAGAAUUGCGACCCGGACGUAUGACUACUUUGCAAAUCAGGUGCUAUCGGCGGAACGAGAGCAGGAUAGGAUCCAGAUGACGGUCGGGAGCAGUGCAAUGCCGCCAGACGUGGUGAAUCCUCUCCACCGCGAUGCUGACGGCGGCGAGACUAUUCAGGUGCAGAGCGUCGCCUGGGCGUUUAAGGCUUUACUGGCCGGGCUCCCCGGCGGCAUCCUAGGGUCGGACCGGCUCUACCGCGCGCUGGUCCAGAUCUGUCACGGCCAUUUCGCGGCCGAGCAAGUCGAGCGGCGGAGCAGCUGUCUGGGUGGCUUUUCGCCCCGGGGCUACAUCAAGGUCAAGGCCAUCGGCCUCGCGAUCCUGGCACUCAGCGACUCGUUGCGCUUGAACCUCAUCUGUGGGGUCUUUGGACUCGGCGCGCUGCUGCUGCAUGAGACACAGCGGCUGGUCGAGCUGGAGCGGCAGGGGUUCCGAGGAAGCGUGUGCCGGGCCAGUGUUGGGUCGGGGCUGCUCAACGUCGACCGGCUCAGUGGAGUGCUGGGGCCACUUCUGACGGAUCGCGGGGAGAAUGAGAGUGAGGAUACGUUCCGGGCCAUUGAGCGGGAGAUUGAGGGCCAGCGGGUGGCGGGCAUGCUGGUGGACAGCUGGCGGGGGGUGAGCCGCCAACUACGGAUCUGGCAGCACCGGGGCGCCGUUGCGCACCAGCGGGCGUUCUCGCGAGGUCUCAGCGGGGAGUCGGCGGAGGAUGACUGA
Molecule: messenger RNA, 2025 nt
Organism: Aspergillus heteromorphus CBS 117.55
Lineage: Eukaryota; Fungi; Ascomycota; Eurotiomycetes; Eurotiales; Aspergillaceae
Exons: 3
Coding region: 1-2025 (674 amino acids)
Source: RefSeq, a predicted model, not a curated record